This is a messenger RNA of Zychaea mexicana, 2063 nucleotides long. RefSeq lists its product as uncharacterized. The transcript is spliced from 10 exons. The record is from RefSeq and is a predicted model, not a curated record. Lineage: Eukaryota; Fungi; Mucoromycota; Mucoromycetes; Mucorales; Lichtheimiaceae. The coding region runs from base 132 to 2063 and encodes 643 amino acids.
CUUUUGCUACUCAGCUUUAAAAGCUACUUGUGGCUGCAUAAUUUACACCCAACGCUUUAAAUAGCACACUCGAGCUCUUCCAUCUUUUUCCUGCUCUUUUUUCUCUUUUACUUCAUCAUCAUCAGAAAAAAAUGGUAAACACCGUCAAAUAUCGAAAGUUCGAGGGCGAUCCCAUCUAUCGAAAAAACCGCAGCCCUUUCCUGGACGGAGUCGUAUCCGUGGAGAACUGUUUCUAUUACAUGUCCCUCCUUGAGAGCUUUUAUGAAGUAGAGCAGUCGAUGGGAGCUGAGCUUUUCAAGCUCUACAUUGUAGCGGCAGAAAGACGAUACCUAGAAUUUGUCCGUAAUUGUGGAAACAAUACUUUGCAAAAAUGGGAUCAGGAACAACCCGUGCCUUUGGAUAUCGCUUAUGCGUGGCAUGCGCAUUUGCUUUCUCCAUAUCGAUAUAUGGAAGAUAUUUGCUGCAAAAAGGAAGGUAUCCAUCGAAGGAAGAAUGACAAACCCGUCAUUUUCCUUUCCAAUCUAUCCUGGAAGCAGUAUUUUCCUUUAAAAGCAAUGCACGAUCAGAGAACAGGCAAACGUCACAGUGCUCGCUGGUACUCAACUGCCAAGUUUUUCGUAUAUCCUUGGUAUCUCACCAAAGCCCAUCUGGAACGGAGAACGUUCAUUGACCAUAACCCAAAAACAGAAAUUGUAAGAAUUGAUAAUCUUACGGAAACCUUCGAGGAACAAGUUCACAGGAGAAGUGCACUGUAUAUUCACUGUGGUUUUUGCAAUGACAGAAUUUAUAUCCAAAACUGGGAGAGCUACAUGGACUUUCGAACAGAUCCGAAUGUCGCCUUGAAAUGCGCAAGGCUCGAUUGUGGAAAGGAUACCACUGUUGACACGCUUGCAGUUAAUGAACUAUUGCUAGGAUUGCAAUAUGAUAAAAACAUAAAGGGUCGGCAAUUGGACAACAAUGGCAAAACAAGAAAUAUUCCUCUUGCCGAAACCACGGUUCUCAGAAAUUUAGAGAAUCGUGUCGAGUCUCUAAGGAAGACAGAUCCAGAAAAAUGCAAGAGCGUCGACAGAAUUUUAGAUACUAUCAACGAAGAGCAGCAGCGACAACAGCAAAUAUACUACCUUGACAAAGCAAACGAUUCCAGGAACGCUUCCUUUUCUGGAUUCGAAGAAACUUAUGGUUACGACUUACGUGUUGCAAAAGAUGUUGUAGCUACUCUACGAAGCACCUACACAAAUAAUCCAACACCAUUUUCAACCGAUCUGAUCCAAGCCAUGCUACAGCAGCGAGAGUUUAUAUCAACAAUGGUUACAAAAAUAUCGCCAAAAUGGAAGGAUCAUGCACGCGUUGAAAUCCCUAGUGCGAUAAACGAUUAUCACGACUUUUUGCUGCUCAUGAAGAAGCAAAAGAAUGGCAAAGUACCUCUUCCUACGUGGGCUGUCGAUUUUGUCUGGCAUGUACACAUGAUGCAUCCUUGGCGCUAUUUCAGUUUUAUGAACAAUGAGUUAGGCCGAGUCAUAAAUCAUGAUAAUACUCUAGACCCUUCCAAAGUGAAAGAGCAUCUUACUGCAACGGAAGAGUCUUGGACAAAUUUCCCUCCUCCAUCAUCAUUUAUACAGCGGAACUUAGACGUGACCAUGAUGAAAGGACUUGCGCGACAGACAUUUUCCAAACCCAGAAAUGAAGCUGCGCUGAAUCCUCGAGUAUAUAAGCAGCUGAAAGAUACCCUUAUCAACACAAACGUGAAAAAAAGGAUAUCUUUUAAAACGCUUGAAGACUUUAGUUUUCACAAUAGCGAUGACGGGUUACAACACAACAUUCCUAUCCAUAGUGGCUAUGUUCUUCGCUAUGCUACCCUGCCACAGACUGCUAUGAAAGGCAGCAAUCGGGGUUUCCUCUAUGCAACAGCAUCAUCGGAACGUCUCGUUUCUGCUGAUACUGGAUACUUGAAGAUGGACGACUUGUUCCGACCUACCGACAGCAAAGAAUAUCUUAACGUCAAUAUUAAUUUAACAACUUCAUCGACCACAUUGCUCACCAUCAUCACAUUGAUCUUGAACUAG